AUGAACGUCUUUCAAAAUAAUGGUCAAAUCUCUUAAAAUCAAAGCAUUUCUGUGAUUUUCAACCAUGCUUAAGAGCAAAUUCAAUAAUAGCAUUUCGAAAUUCAACAGAUGUAAAUUGAGAGAUAAAAAACUUAUGAAAAGUUGAAAAAACACCUAGAAAAGCUCAAUCUAUUAGUUUAACGAAUGACCAACCAAUAGAUUGUUUAACAAGUUGACUCGAAAUCCAACAUUUGUAAUCAGUAAUACAAAUAUGAAAUUUAAAUGGAUCAAGAUCUAGAGCUUCCUUGCUAUAGGAAUAGAAUUUUUUAAAUAAGACUAAGACUUGUUGAAAAUUAAAAGGUCAUUUGUAAUGCCAAUAAUAUCCUUGUGGAAUUAUAAGUGUAAAAUAGUACUUAAUAUUAGAUGGACCUACGAUAGUCAACCAAAAAAGCUAAGUCAUAACAACAAAAACUAAUCAAUAUACAAGGGAUGCUAAUAAACCAUUAUUAAAAAAGGCUAUGGGUGUUUGAACAGAAUACAGAUUAAGGAAGUUUCUUCUCAUUUUCCGAGAGGAGUAUUUCAACUCAUAGUAAUUCCUAUAGAAGAUGGUGCUGUGGUAGGAAAUGAAAGGUAUUAAAUUUAAUAAUGGAUAGUAAAUUGCACAUAAAAAAAGAAUGGGUCAAACCUCUUGUAAUCAAUGAUGUUUCAAUUAAGGCAAAAAAGUUUUCAGAUAGACACUGUCCAUAUUUUGCCAAAUCUGAUGGAACAAUUAAUUUAAUUGAAUAAAACUGA
This is a messenger RNA of Paramecium octaurelia, 771 nucleotides long. The record is from the annotation of a GenBank genome assembly. NCBI's taxonomy places the organism in Eukaryota, Ciliophora, Oligohymenophorea, Peniculida, Parameciidae.